GCUUUUUAUUCCAGAUAAAACUAGUUUCACCUCGUCCUAAAGUAGAAAUGCGACACUAGAGAGCUGCAAAAUGGCUAAUGACAGGUUACGGGCUCUGGAGGAUGUGGAAAAGGAGAUUGCUGUCGUUCUUCAGUGUGCAGGAAACAUAGUGAUGGAGUUGUCCAGGGAGAAGCAUAAUGCAAGCUUAUUAGAGCGGCAGCUCAACCAGUUUCAAACCUCCAUUAACAGGAUUGAGAGUGAGCUCAGCUCUCAGAUCCGCUAUCUCACACAGGUGGCGACUGGUCAGCCUCACGAAGGCUCGACGUACUCGGCAAGAAAGGACUGCCAGAUGGCCCUGAACCGUGCAGAAUACGCCCGUGUCAAACUGGGAGAACUAAGACGCACCUGUGAGAUGAUGCUCGACCCCCAGACAUGAUGAAUCUCAUGUAUUCAUCACAGUUUUAUUGGAAAUGUAGUAGCAUAACAUCUAGAUUUAGCCAGAGUCUCAAGAAAAUAUUGCUGAAGAAUUUUGAACCUUGGCUUUGUGAGAAAUCUCACUUUUGUGAAGCACGUAUCUGUCUACA
This is a messenger RNA of Pangasianodon hypophthalmus (striped catfish), 563 nucleotides long. RefSeq names its product mediator complex subunit 11 (gene med11). The transcript is spliced from 4 exons. The record is from RefSeq and is a predicted model, not a curated record. Gene Ontology annotation, biological process: regulation of transcription by RNA polymerase II. Gene Ontology annotation, cellular component: mediator complex. Bases 71 to 415 code for a protein of 114 amino acids. Gene Ontology annotation, molecular function: transcription coregulator activity. NCBI's taxonomy places the organism in Eukaryota, Metazoa, Chordata, Actinopteri, Siluriformes, Pangasiidae.